CGUACUUGUUUGCGGGCCGCGCCGUUUUCGUGCUCACAAGCGUGUUUCGCGCGCUCUUAUGCGCCUGGGGUCUCUCUAACGGGAACAAGUGUGUGGGGGGAAUUUAUCCCAUAACGGGCACUUUUCUCAACAUGUCAGCACGCACAGUCGGCGUCUAGAACUUGUAGACAACUUUCACGUGUGCUGCACUUUCUCGUAGCCAGCACAAUGCCGCCCAUUCAUAAUGGCACCGACCCGAAGGACACCAUAGAGAAGAUUAUCAGAGGGAACAAAGUAGUGAUCUUCAGUGCCUCAGGUGACCCAACGUGCGCACAGACGAAAGAAAUAUUUUCCAGCCUAAAUGAACCUUACGUCUCCAUCGAAGUGGACGAUGAAGGCUAUGGGCCACCAAUUCAAGAAGCGCUGAGCCAGAGGACUGGGCUUUCUGGCGUGCCUCAGGUGUUUGUUGGCGGAGAGCUGCUGGGUGGCAGCGAAGACACGGCCUCUGCACUGAAGAAAGGCACCCUGGGCCAGUUGCUUAUGACCGGCAUCUCCUACGAUUAUGACCUAGUUGUCAUAGGUGGUGGAUCCGGCGGCUUAGCUGCUUCCAAGGAAGCUGCUAAGCUGGGACAGAAAGUAGCUGUAUGUGAUUUCGUCAAGCCAACCCCAAAAGGCACGACAUGGGGUCUGGGAGGCACGUGUGUCAAUGUUGGCUGCAUACCAAAGAAGCUUAUGCACAAUGCUGCAUUAUUAGGUCAAGGUAUUCAUGAUUCAAAGAGCUUUGGAUGGGACAUGCAAGAUGUCAAAUUCAAGUGGGAGACGAUGCGGGGCAACAUCCGCGACUACAUUGCAUCACUCAACUGGAAGUACCGUGUCAGUCUGCGGGAAGCUGGCGUUACCUAUAUCAACGCAUAUGCGCACUUUAUGGAUCCACACAAGUUGAAGUUGACUGACAAGAAAGGCGGAGAGAAGUUCAUCACGUCGAGGGAUUUCCUUUUAGCCAUGGGUGAAAGGCCACGCUACCCUGACAUUCCUGGUGCACGGGAGCAUGCAAUCUCAAGUGAUGACCUGUUCUUCCUACCCCACUGUCCCGGAAAGACGUUAGUGGUGGGCGCGUCCUACGUGGCGCUCGAGUGUGCGGGCUUCCUCCGGGCCAUAGGGUUUGAUGUGACGGUCAUGGUGCGCUCGAUCCUGUUGCGAGGCUUCGACCAGGACAUGGCUGAACGCAUUGGCAAGUACAUGGAGGAGGAGGGCAUCCGCUUCAUCCGGCCCUGUGUCCCCACGAAGCUGGAACUGAUUGAAGAGGGGUCCCCUGGAAAAAUUAGGGUCACUGCUAAUGCAAAUGGCACAGAAGUUGUUGAGGAAUUCAACACGGUUCUGUUUGCAGUGGGGCGCGAGCCAUGCACGCACAGCCUCGGACUGGCGGAGGCUGGAGUGAACGUGAACCCCAAGAAUGGCAAGCUACCGGUGGUGAAUGAGCGCACGAACGUGCCUCACAUUUACGCCGUGGGCGAUAUUCUCGAGGGGCGUCCCGAGCUGACUCCUGUUGCGAUCCAGGCGGGCAUUCUGCUGGCGCGCAGGCUUUACGGCGGCAGCGAUGUCCAGUGUGACUACACCAACGUGCCUACAACUGUGUUUACACCCAUCGAGUACGGCUGCAUCGGAUACUCGGAGGAGAACGCCAUUGCCAAGUUUGGAGAGGAAAGCAUUGAGGUUUUCCAUACAAGCUUCACGCCACUGGAGUGGACUCUUCCGAAACGUGGAACGGAUGCUGGUUACCUGAAGAUUGUCUGCCUCAUCCCUGAAAAUAAUCGCAUUCUUGGCUUCCACUACCUGGGGCCCAACGCUGGCGAGGUUACUCAGGGCUUUGCUACUGCUAUGAAGCUGAACGCCACAAAGGCAGACUUGGAUGCCACCAUCGGAAUUCACCCAACGUGUGCUGAGCUCUUCACGACCCUGACCGUGAGCAAAAGGUCCGGGGGCAGCACCAAGCAGGGUGGAUGCUGAGGUUAAGCCCCAUCGCCAAAGCACACGGCCGCCUGCCUGCCUGUCGAGGCACAGCGCAUCUCUUAACACCCUCAGCGUAGGAUUUUAACUGCAAGCUGUUUUAGACUCCCCCGAGUUGCUUGCACCCAAACGCACUGUGCCACUCACAUGCACCGACGCCGGCCAAGCAUAGCUGGCAGGCAGGUGCGGCCCCCUUUGGCGAUGGGAUGGAACCCUUCCGCACUCAACUAGGAAUGAGUUCGUCGGCUCCACGGAAUCGUGUGACCUUAUGACGGCAGUGCCACGAAACUCAACUUCUGAGGGUGACCUGCUCGAUGCUGUCGACGUGGCUCUUCCUGCACGCUCAAGCAUGAAGUUGCUAAUUUUAUUUUGGCAAUUUCUUUUAAUUAAACGCUGUACUUUGUUGCGCUUUUCAUUAAAGAGUAUUUAUUUAAGCAUAAA
Messenger RNA from Rhipicephalus sanguineus (brown dog tick), 2427 nucleotides. RefSeq names its product thioredoxin reductase 1, cytoplasmic. Gene Ontology annotation, biological process: cellular response to oxidative stress; glutathione metabolic process; cell redox homeostasis. The record is from RefSeq and is a predicted model, not a curated record. Gene Ontology annotation, molecular function: flavin adenine dinucleotide binding; glutathione-disulfide reductase (NADPH) activity; thioredoxin-disulfide reductase (NADPH) activity. NCBI's taxonomy places the organism in Eukaryota, Metazoa, Arthropoda, Arachnida, Ixodida, Ixodidae. Gene Ontology annotation, cellular component: cytosol; mitochondrion. The transcript is spliced from 15 exons. The coding region runs from base 208 to 1986 and encodes 592 amino acids.